Molecule: messenger RNA, 1148 nt
Organism: Aspergillus eucalypticola CBS 122712
Lineage: Eukaryota; Fungi; Ascomycota; Eurotiomycetes; Eurotiales; Aspergillaceae
Exons: 3
Coding region: 1-660 (219 amino acids)
Source: RefSeq, a predicted model, not a curated record
AUGCAUUUCUGGGUUGGUUGGGCGCUCUGGCAGAAACUGAGCUUUGCGCUCGCAGGUCUUCUGGCAUUGGUACUGGUGUACUCAUUCAUCGUCCUAGCCUACAACAGGCGAAAGACACAGAAGUAUGCCACCGCCGAAGCACGACAGAAAGCAGAGAUGCAACCCAUGCUGGCCGAACCGAGCGAGAUACCGUUUGGUGCUAGAGCUUUGGAGAAGGGAAUUCAAGUAGAAGGAAUAUGGACACCCGACUGCCGUUCUGCGAGACAGUCCACCACUCACUCGGGUAGUAGACCUGAAAGUGUUGCGUCGGUACCUAAGCCGACGUUGAUGGCACUGACAGGAGAUGAUAUCCAAGGCCUUGAGCGGACAUACCAACGGGCACCUAGCCCGAGCCUCUAUGACCAGUGCAACUCCCCCAAGGUUCUAGACAUUGAAUAUGGACAAUCAGAGUACAUAUCUCUCCCACCAACCAACCAGUCUCUACAGCUGGAUGGCCUCAUUAGUAUUGAACCGGAAUGCUCUCCAGAUCUAGACAAGCGUCGCUCAAGGUGGUUUGGUGCGCGAAGCUCCUGGGUCAAGAAGCCCUUCGAUGGCUACAAAAGAAGAUCAACACCAGAGGGUAAGAUCCUGAAGUAUAUUGGCCUGAACUCGAAAAGCUAAGCAUACACAGGGCUUCGCCGCACUUCAUCGGAGAGCUUCAGAAGAAGAAUCAGCAAACUCAUAGACGAGAAUAUCCGGACAAACCCAGCCGAAAUAUAUCAACUAAGAGCCAUUAACCAAGAGACGCUCGAAGGCCGUAGAACGCCAUCACCGACGAGGUCGCAAGGGUUUUCAGUUGCCGUGCUAUGAGGUGUGAGACCAGAUUGUUUUGCCAGCCUUCCAGGCAGCCUCUGCUGUUGACCGUCUUACAAUCAAUGUCAACAAUACUAUUGAAGAGGCCCAUAAACGAAUCGUUGGAUAUCAUUGAGUCAUUGAUAAGCCUCGUUCACCAUGAUGAACUAUGUCGCGAAACAAAUGCACGCCUGGAAGCGUGCAGGACAUGCAACGGAGACAGAAUGUAUUUCGUUCUUUUUCUUUUUUCUUUUCUUUGUGAUACAGAGCAAGUAUGUGCUUCGUAAGUUGAAUAACACAGGCUUGACCCGGCAUUU